Molecule: messenger RNA, 1710 nt
Organism: Diutina rugosa
Lineage: Eukaryota; Fungi; Ascomycota; Pichiomycetes; Serinales; Debaryomycetaceae
Gene: MUP1
Product: Mup1p
Exons: 1
Coding region: 1-1710 (569 amino acids)
Biological process (GO): amino acid transmembrane transport
Cellular component (GO): membrane
Molecular function (GO): L-amino acid transmembrane transporter activity
Source: RefSeq, a predicted model, not a curated record
AUGGGUUUUCUGGACUUCCUUAAAUCUGAUAAGGAGGACAACGAAAAGGUCAUAGACGCCUUGUCGGAUCCUUAUUCGUCCUCCGACCAUGAAGCCUCAGCUGGUGCCGCCGUUAACCUCGAUCACAAUAAAAAAGACAUCGGUUAUAUUUCCGCCUCCUUUUUGAUGGUGAACCGGAUGAUUGGUGCCGGGGUGUUCUCCACUGGUUCCACCAUUUUCAUUUUGUCUGGUUCGGUGGGUACUUCGUUGAUGAUGUGGUUUGCCGGUACCGUCAUCGCGUUUUCCGGGUUGUUGGUGUACAUGGAAUUAGGGCUGGCGUUGCCCAGAAACGGGGGUGAAAAGACUUAUCUUGAAUACAUUUUCAACAAGCCCAAGUUUUUGGUUACUGCUUGCUACGCUGCUUAUGUGUUCCUCAUGGGGUGGUGUGCUGGGAAUUCCAUCCUUUUCGGGGAAGCAAUGCUUAAUGCUGGUGGGGUCGCCGUCACCCAAUGGAACUCGCGGGGUAUCGGUGUGGGUGUCAUCUCGUUUGCCCUUCUUGUCAACGGUCUCCACGUCAAGACUGGUUUGUACAUUGCCAACGUGUUGGGGGUUAUCAAGCUUGUGAUUAUUUUGUUCAUCACCGUCGCCGGGUGGGUCGCCCUUGGCGGUGGUAUCAGAAAGCACGACUGGGUUGACCCCCACAACUUCCGUGAUGCGUUCGCGGGUCCCACUCCUACCGCUUUCGGUAUCGUCAACGCUUUAUACAACGUUAUUUGGUCGUACGUUGGUUACUCGAAUGCCAACUACGCUCUCGCCGAAAUCAAGAAUCCGGUGAAGGUGUUGCGUGUGGCUGCCCCCACCGCGUUUAUCACCAUUGGGAUUCUUUACAUGUUCGUCAACAUUGCCUAUUUUGCCGUGGUGCCUAAGGAGGCGAUUACCGACUCCGGUCGUCUUCUUGCCGCUACCUUCUUUAAGUACGCCUUCAGCGAUGCUGGUGAACAAGCGGCUUCGGUUUUCAUCGCUUUGUCUGCUCUUGGUAAUACCUUGUCGGUGAUGUUUGCCCAAGGUAGAAUUAUCCAACAAUUGGGUCGUGAAGGUUGUUUGCCCUUCCCCCGGUUGUUCGCCACCAGUAAGCCGUUUGGCACUCCUCUUAUGGGUUGCUUCCAGCACUGGUGUAUCUGCCUUGCCACCAUUUUGGCGCCGCCUCCUGGUGACGCUUAUAACUUCGUGUUGAACUUGAUUCAAUACCCGUUGAAUCUUAUCAACACGCUUCUUGCUGCUGGCUUGCUUUACAUUCACUGGCGCAAGCGGAAGGGCCUUAUCGAAUGGAACCCCCCUCUUAAGGCUUCGGUGCCCGUGAUUAUCUUCUUCUUCUUGGCAUCUUUGUACCUUGUGGCGGCUCCUUACGUCCCUCCUCAAGGUGGCCAAACUGUGUACAAGAGCAUGCCCUACUGGAUUCACCCCGUUGUUACUUGGGGUAUCUUCUUCAUCGGGUUCGUCUACUGGGUGUUGUGGACUCGUGUCACGCCAAAGGUGUUUGGCUACAAGUUAAUCUCGAAGGAGGUUCUUGGUGAAGACGGUUUCUGGAGGAACAAGUUCUACCACGUCAAGAAGGGGGAGGAAUAUCAUAGUGAUGAAGAGCAAGCUGAGCCGGUGGAACCGGUGUUGUCCGUGGCCGAUUCGUACACUCAUAAGGCCACCGGCGUUUCUAGCUCUAACGAGGGAAAAUGA